UUUAACUUUUCACUAUUCAGGAAGCUUGUUUCAAAUAUUGCCUUCCAUACUCCUAAUGAAGAUGUUGAAAUUAUUCCAAGUUCAAAUCCUUCUUCUCAAUUCAAUACACAAGAUUAUAUGCUUAUGAAACUUGACAAGGGGGAACUGGCUGAUAGACAUAGCUUGCAGCUGGAUUAUGUUCCAGUUGCACUUAAACAAGAAGGUUUAUAUAUUGAAGAAGAACUUGUUUUCACUAAUAAUUGGGCACUGUCUGCUAAAUGUCUACCUUCUCUGCAAAUACUCUUGAGCCGACUAAAUGUUUUCCAAGUGCAAGAUCCCCUUUUAAAUUUUAAAGAUGACAGUUUCAUGGAAGAGAAAAUAUUGAGGGAGUGCUUUACUUUCAAAAGAAUAGUGACACCUCAAGAAAAAGGGAUGGAAUUAAGUGAAGAUUUCUGCAAAGUUUCUUUAACAGAUGAAGAGAUUCCUUUAUUUCUUGUUAAGUUUCAGUUCUGUGAAGCAACAAACUCAAAAGUGGAUAUGGAGAUUCGCACAUGUUUAGCCCUUAAAUCUUUAUUACAAGUAACUCCAGAAAUUUUAGAAAAUGAAAUUGAAUGUCUCAGAAUAACUAAUGAAAGUAAGAAUACAAAGCGUCAUAUUUUGGCACCAAUUCUCAUAUUUUGCAUUGCCCAUUAUUUUAUUUAUGUUCCUUUUAUGAAUGCAGUUAAACAUUAAGCAUAUUCUCUAGGAAAAGGACGUUACAGUAUUGAGUUUUGUGUUAACAUCUUUUCCAGAACUUAACAUGACAAUUAUACCAGAGAUGAUAAAGAGAUCAAAACAUUAUUCUACUCAAGAAGUUUAUUCUAGUCAGAACAAAGAUAUACCAGAAUUCAACAAUCCAAUAAGUUACAAUGGAGAACUUGAGGUGCCAUUAACUCCUCCAUGUAGGAAAGAAAAUAUGUGCAUGGAUUCAUUGUAUGUCCACUUAAAACCAGAACCUGUUUCUCCCAUUAAUAAAAAUGAUUUCAUUACAGAAUCUACUUCAAACUAUUUGGAAGGGCUUAUGUGGCAGUCAGAGAAAUACCAGAAAGCUAUGUCUUCACUUUUCCUAUUAGUACCUCAGAAUUCUGUUGCUUUAUGUCAACAGUUUUCAGUCAUAGAACUGAAGACAAAGUUGUCUAUACAUGAAAAUUCCAUGAUUAUCGGAACCUUGGAAGAAGAUGAGUGGAUUAAUUUAAGAGGAAACUUGACUGUACCGUGUGUUUUAGAAGCACUGAGCAUAAACGUAAAUGAUGAAGGAAGACUUGCUAAUAAAGCUAUUGAAGUUUUUUCCAAAGUUACUAAUUUCCAGUUAGAUGAAUGGCUUGAUGACGAGCAUUCCUUCUGUGACAGCAACGUGAAGAUUUUUAGUAUCCCUCAUUGUAUUGGGUCCAAGGAUUCUUGUUCUCCUAAAAAAAAUGAGACUUUUUCUUCACUACCUCUGACACCUACUUCACCACAGUAUAGUAUCUCUAUAGCAGACAACAAUGUAUCUGCUGAAAGUUAUAUCAAACAAACCAAAUUACAAAAUGAAAUUGAAAAGCCAGUGCAGAUUGGAAACCAUGAAGUAGAAAAAAACAAUCUAGUUGGUUGCAGGAAAGUCUGUAUCUCAGAAAAUAGUAGAUUAAGAAAUAAAAAGUCAGUUCUAUCUGAACAGCCUAGAAAAUUUAAAGAUGACUUUGAUCUUUUGAGUAAUUUUAUCAUGCUGAGAUCUAAACAGGUGAUCAGUCAAAGAGAAGAAGGAAAUACUGUGGAUAUUCAAGAAGAAGGUAGUUUAAUUGCUUUUAUUAAGAUUUAGUUUAGGAUCAAAUAGUUUAGCAUAGUUUAGGAUCCAAUUUUCUUUUCUGAUAAAACAUUACAGUUGUAUUAAGAAACACCCAUGUAAACCAUCGACAUCAGAAAGGAUCAGAUAGGAAUGUGGGAAUAUUUAGAUUAUAUGGUAAACCUACUUAAUGAGAUAUUCCCUUAGUAUAGGGAACAUUUUGAUCUAUGUGGAGAAAAGAAAAUUAAAUAUUUCCAAUAGUGCGUUCUCUAGUAUUUGAACAAACAGUAAGUCUUAAGAGUGUUUAGAGAUACCAGUAAUUAUUACAGUACACACACAUUUUAUUUAUUUUAUUUAUUUUAUUUAAUCGAUUUAUAGGCCGCCCAAUCCCGGAAGA
Molecule: messenger RNA, 2174 nt
Organism: Thamnophis elegans (Western terrestrial garter snake)
Lineage: Eukaryota; Metazoa; Chordata; Lepidosauria; Squamata; Natricidae
Product: protein shortage in chiasmata 1 ortholog-like
Exons: 8
Coding region: 779-1813 (344 amino acids)
Biological process (GO): resolution of meiotic recombination intermediates
Cellular component (GO): condensed nuclear chromosome
Molecular function (GO): ATP hydrolysis activity; single-stranded DNA binding
Source: RefSeq, a predicted model, not a curated record